UUUUUAUUUCAGCACUUGAGGGGAAAAAUAAGAAAGAAAAGAAAAGAAAGAACAUCCACGCCCCAUUUGCACAAAGUGAAAGUGCAGCUGUGUCAUCAUGUGUUUAUUCACUGACAUAUUAAGCGUGAGUAACUUCGUCUUUCAUCAGCUGCAAUCCCAAGAUUCCCGACUGAACAGAAUCAGAAUGGCCUUUCGUGUUGAUUAUGUCUACAAACCCAAUGAUAUCGAUAAAACUGACAAUGACCUGAGCAUUUCAAGGGCUAAAUUAUCAUGCGGUCACGUCACGUCUGCCAAGACUUUAGUGGAAUGCUGCACAGCUCAGCUGAAGAAUGGACAAGUGGAACUGAAAUGUCCAAUAUGCACAAAAGUGUGGCCAUAUGGUGAAGUGAAAACAUUACUUACACAUCAGCAACAACUUUAUUUUAAAGACACACUUCGGGAAAAUGCUGCAAAGAAGAUGAUUGAAAUCAAAGGGUGUCCUGGUUGUGGUUCAUUCAUUGAAAGAAAACACUCCUCUAACCUCUGCGUUCAGUGUCCAUUCUGCCCAGUAAAGAUGGGGAAAACGUCUGAGUUCUGCUGGCAGUGUGGGAGAAACUGGAAAGGGCCUCGACCUCGCACUGAUAAAUGUGAUAACCUGGGUUGUUCCAACAGUGACUUGAAUAUGCUAAGAGACUGUAAAAUGAUUAGUCUGCCACUUUCUGGAGACAAAAACAUUCAGUGUCCAUCAAUUCGUGCCUGUCCGGAUUGUGGCAUGUUGAUUGAACACACUGGAGGGUGUAAAAAUAUGGUAUGCUGUAAUUGUAAAAGGCGAUUCUGCUUUAUCUGUUUAAAAUCUUCUAAUGGCUGUUGUACAUCUGGUGUUGCACCAAGACAAACAUCAAUUCCUUAAAAUCUCAAAUCUCAAUUAUUGACCAAAUGUUAUGUCUUUUUGAUUACAAUUAUUUGUAAUGGAUUAGUGGAAGUGGAAGUGAUGAAUAAUAUAAACAGAGUUUCAGGGCUUACAGUUUUUCAAUUUUUUUCUCUCUCUCAAAACAAAGUUUAGAUCUCUGAACAAUUAGUUUCUCGUUUACAUCAGAUUUGAAUUUCUGAAUGAUGCAGAUUUUUUUUUCUUUUUUCACUAGGACACAUUUGUCAAUACAUGGGUCACAUUUUCAAAACUCUUCACACAGUGAUCCCAACAGAAAUAUAUGUGGGCUAAACUGUAGAUCAUUUAUCAUCCCUUUGGCACAAAAUACAUUCAAUUUACAUUAAUUGUUUUCUCACUUAGACACAAACACCAACAAAACUCUAUAUAUACCAUACAGGCCAAUUUGCACGUUUUCGUUCUCUUUUCAAAACUGUUAAACUUAAGAUCAGAACUUAACAAUACAACUUUGAAUGAGACAGAAUUUUGCUACAUUUCUACGGUAAUACCAUAUUGAAAUGUAUUCUAUUUCAUAAAAUUAAAUACUAUCAAAACAUAGAUGUAUCUGAACACCUACACAGGUCUUUCAGUUUCAAUACCAUCUAUUCAAAAGGGGAAACUUAGGAAUGAUAAUUUUGUACAGUAAUGUAAACAUGGACCAUGUAACAUAAACUGCAUUGAAUUAUAAACAGUAGUAGAGUUUCAUGUAAAGAAACUUUACAAAAGAAGUCAUUAAUGCUCCCAUAAUUAGCGUUUAUAAGCUCAUUGUUUUAUGUCUGCUAAACUGGCAAAUGACCUGCCAUUGUAAUUCAGUGUGAUUCACAAUCUUACCAAUCAACCAUGCUUGUAGAACAGAAAUAAGAAGAUGUGUAAGAAUGUGUGGUGUUAGAGAAAACAUGACACACAUUGUUGGUUUUUUGUUUUUCUUGCAUGGAUGUCAUUUUGUGGCAAUUUUCUGUUCACUAUAGAGAUAUGUAAGACUGUAAAAAUGGACAUGUAAAUGUGAAUUUUGUGUCUAUAUGUAACACACUGCUACAAAAAUAAAUGUACUGUAUAAAUACAAA
Messenger RNA from Megalobrama amblycephala (Wuchang bream), 1968 nucleotides. RefSeq lists its product as uncharacterized. Gene Ontology annotation, biological process: protein polyubiquitination; regulation of mitochondrion organization; ubiquitin-dependent protein catabolic process. Lineage: Eukaryota; Metazoa; Chordata; Actinopteri; Cypriniformes; Xenocyprididae. The transcript has 4 exons. The coding region runs from base 98 to 889 and encodes 263 amino acids. Gene Ontology annotation, cellular component: ubiquitin ligase complex; cytosol; cytoplasm. Gene Ontology annotation, molecular function: ubiquitin protein ligase activity; ubiquitin conjugating enzyme binding. The record is from RefSeq and is a predicted model, not a curated record.